CCAAUGACAUCUCGGUAACUGCAUGUGAGUUACCCCCUCAUUCAUCGCCAUUGGACAACAUUCACUCUUUAAUCGUUGAUUGGACGACAUCGUUGCAACACUUUUUCAAGCUUUUUAUUUUAAUGCGGAUGUUUUGGUCCCAAUCGAAAAAAUCAGAAACGGGUGUCUUUAGCUAGUUGACUCCAGCCGAGCAGCUAAAUAACCAGAACUAUCAUGAAGAGAGUCACUCUGUUUGUCAACGGAAAGUCUUCCAAUGGCAAGGUUGUGGCGCUGUAUGGAUCGCUGACAGACCUGCUGUCCGUCGCUAGCAGUAAACUGGGAAUCCGAGCCUCCAGCGUUUAUAACGGUACAGGCGGUCUUAUAGACGACAUAACGCUUAUAAGGGAUGAUGACGUGCUGUAUGUGUCUGAGGGCGACUCCUUUGAUGAUGUGAGUAAGACACAGUGUGCAGACCCCCAGGAUGACCCUGGUUGUCCAGACUGGUUCCAGACUCACACUGAUUGGCUGACGCUCAACGUUGGGGGUUGCUGCUUCACCACCACACGGAGCACUCUGGUCAGUAAAGAGCCAGUGAGCAUGCUGGCCCACAUGUUCCGAGACAAAGGUGAUGAUGUCACUCCCACAAUGCACCACUCACUGCCUGUCUCCUCCACUCAUUAUUCAUGUCCCGAAUUCUGUGUGUGUGUGUGUGUGUGUGUGUGUGUAGAUGUGUGGGGUAAUAAACAGGACUCCCAGGGUGCCUACCUGAUAGACAGGAGUCCAGGCUACUUUGAACCCAUCCUCAACUACCUGAGACACGGACAACUCAUCAUCAAUGACGGCAUCAACCCACUGGGGGUCCUGGAGGAGGCUCGGUUCUUCGGCAUUGAGCAGCUGGCUGAGCAACUGGAGAACCUGAUCAAGAGUUCCCAGCCUGCUGAUGACCACUCCCCUCUAACCAGGAAGGAGUUUGUACGUUUCCUGUUGGCCACACCCACCAAGUCAGAGCUGCGCUGUCAGGGUCUGAACUUCAGCGGUGCAGACCUGUCUCGCCUGGACCUGCGCUACAUCAACUUUAAGAUGGCCAACCUGAGAGCUGCCAACCUCACUCAUGCCAACCUCAGUGGUGCCAACCUGGAGCGGGCAGACCUGUCCUCAGCCUGCCUUGAUGGAGCUAACCUACAGGGUGUUAAGAUGCUGUGUUCUAAUGCGGAGGGUGCGUCUCUGAGAGGGUGUAACUUUGAGGACCCUUCUGGAGUCAAAGCCAACAUGGAGGGUGCCAACCUAAAGGGGGUGGACAUGGAGGGUAGUCAGAUGACAGGUAUCAACCUGCGAGUUGCCACACUGAAGAACGCCAAGCUGAAAAACUGCAACCUGAGAGGAGCUACACUGGCUGGCACAGACCUAGAGAACUGUGACCUGUCUGGAUGUGAUCUACAGGAAGCUAACCUUCGGGGCUCCAACGUGAAGGGAGCCAUCUUUGAAGAGAUGCUGACUCCACUGCACAUGUCUCAGAGUGUACGAUAACCCUACUGCACAUGUCUCAGAGUGUACGAUAACCCUACUGCACAUGUCUCAGAGUGUACGAUAACCCUACUGCACAUGUCUCAGAGUGUACGAUAACCCUACUGCACAUGUCUCAGAGUGUACGAUAACCCUACUGCACAUGUCUCAGAGUGUACGAUAACCCUACUGCACAUGUCUCAGAGUGUACGAUAACCCUACUGCACAUGUCUCAGAGUGUACGAUAACCCUACUGCACAUGUCUCAGAGUGUACGAUAACCCUACUGCACAUGUCUCAGAGUGUACGAUAACCCUACUGCACAUGUCUCAGAGUGUACGAUAACCCUACUGCACAUGUCUCAGAGUGUACGAUAACCCUACUGCACAUGUCUCAGAGUGUACGAUAACCCUACUGCACAUGUCUCAGAGUGUACGAUAACCCUACUGCACAUGUCUCAGAGUGUACGAUAACCCUACUGCACAUGUCUCAGAGUGUACGAUAACCCUACUGCACAUGUCUCAGAGUGUACGAUAACCCUACUGCACAUGUCUCAGAGUGUACGAUAACCCUACUGCACAUGUCUCAGAGUGUACGAUAACCCUACUGCACAUGUCUCAGAGUGUAGGAUAACCCUACUGCACAUGUCUCAGAGUGUAGGAUAACCCUACUGCACAUGUCUCAGAGUGUAGGAUAACCCUACUGCACAUGUCUCAGAGUGUAGGAUAACCCUACUGCACAUGUCUCAGAGUGUAGGAUAACCCUACUGCACAUGUCUCAGAGUGUAGGAUAACCCUACUGCACAUGUCUCAGAGUGUAGGAUAACCCUACUGCACAUGUCUCAGAGUGUAGGAUAACCCUACUGCACAUGUCUCAGAGUGUAGGAUAACCCCACACAAACAUACACUCCUGGUCCUUAAGUCACACCUCCCAACCCCCUGUGUAGCUCACCACUGAUUUUUGAAUUCUCAGAAGAGACUAGUUGUCCAAUACUAUAUCAACCCUUAGUAGUCACUUAGCUACCUGAGGGCAGUGGUUGUUCCUCUGACAUGAGGAGUGAAUAUGAAACGAGACCCAGGAAUGUUUUAGUUCUAGUACACAUGUUUGUAUAUAUGGCGUAAAAGGUUCUACAUGUUUGUAAAAUAAUAUAUUUAUUUUGAAGGUAGAUACGGCAGAUUCGGGCCGACUUCUGCAACAACAAACAGUGUGAGGCUAAACUUCUCGCUGUUUUGGUCUCGCAGCUAUCGUGUUGCAGCAGUGUGAAAUGCACCCAUGCGCUUAUCUGCAAUAUCUGAGGUUCAUGGCAAAAGUUAUAUAGAGUCUCACUUUAAUGGGUCCACAUGUACAUUAUCCUACAUGGGCAUCUUCUCCGUGCCUGGGGUUGGAUUUCCAUCACAUGGUGCUACACUUUAUCAUUGUGGAAAGUAUUUUUUUUUUGUUUCACGCUAUCACUGUAUAAUUACUGUUUUAUGUCUUUUGCAAUAAAGGCUCUAGCCUGUUUUUAGUA
Messenger RNA from Salvelinus fontinalis (brook trout), 2988 nucleotides. RefSeq names its product BTB/POZ domain-containing protein KCTD9-like. Gene Ontology annotation, biological process: protein homooligomerization. The transcript is spliced from 11 exons. Lineage: Eukaryota; Metazoa; Chordata; Actinopteri; Salmoniformes; Salmonidae. The coding region runs from base 214 to 1506 and encodes 430 amino acids. Gene Ontology annotation, molecular function: protein binding. The record is from RefSeq and is a predicted model, not a curated record.